Molecule: messenger RNA, 3037 nt
Organism: Megalobrama amblycephala (Wuchang bream)
Lineage: Eukaryota; Metazoa; Chordata; Actinopteri; Cypriniformes; Xenocyprididae
Gene: ets2
Product: v-ets avian erythroblastosis virus E26 oncogene homolog 2
Exons: 10
Coding region: 190-1551 (453 amino acids)
Biological process (GO): regulation of transcription by RNA polymerase II; cell differentiation
Cellular component (GO): nucleus
Molecular function (GO): sequence-specific DNA binding; DNA-binding transcription factor activity, RNA polymerase II-specific
Source: RefSeq, a predicted model, not a curated record
GAUUCACUCGCGCGCACAGUCGAGACUCAACCCAAACGCGCUCACAUAUAUAUCUGUAUCUGUAUAACACGACACUGACGAGCGAUAUAUCAGGACUGUAAUCGAUCGAUCAGAGGAAUAAAAGAAACUGCAGCACAUCCACACCGGAUUCAGUUCAUCUAUUUCUGCGAGAAUUCAACAGUGUGCAGCAUGGAGCCUAUUCUAACUGGAUUCAGAAACACGCUGAAGCGUCAGGCAGCGUUCGAGAUGUAUGAAGACCCCAUGUCUCUGUUCUCGAGCGUCUAUCCGGUAGAGGAGGAGCAGGCGGCGCAGGAGGUCCCGUCCGGCCUGGACUGCUUCUCUCAGGAUGCUGGCGUGUGUUCGGUGCCUCUGCUGACGCCCUGCAGUAAAGCCGUGGUGAGUCAGGCGCUGAAGGACAGCUUUAACGGCUUCUCUAAGGUCCAGCGCAUCUGUGGCAUCUCCAACAACCCCCGUAAGUGGACCAAGCAGCAUGUGUCGCAGUGGCUGUUCUGGGCGUCCGGAGAGUUCAGUCUGACCAACAUCAACUUCUUUAAGUUCGACAUGAGCGGACAGGAGCUGUGCGACCUGGGAAAGGACGGAUUCCUGGAUCUGGCUCCAGAUUUCGUGGGCGAUAUUCUGUGGGAACACCUGGAGCAGAUGAUGAGAGCUUGUCAGGAGGGAGACGAGGUUAAAGUCUUGAGUCGGCCGUCUGAGUGCGGCUGGACGAGCAGCAGCUCCAGCAGUCUCAGUCUGGAGGAAUGUACUUUGAAGGUUCCUGAUAAUCGCAGCAGUCUCCUCCGAGAGCUCUUCGAGAUUUCUGAUGAUUCGGCCCUGUUGGCAUCUGGUCAGGAGCUCUCCAUGUAUUCCAAACCUCAGCUCAGCACCGUCAGCGUCAGCUAUAUGAGUCAGGAGUCCUCCGGCGCUAAAGCUGCUCAGCGUCUCAAUACAAAAGUCUCAUCACGUGAGCAGACGUCGGUGGAGAGCCUGGAGAACGCGGAGGGCUCCGAGUGCGUCCUGCGCUCCUGGGGAAGCCAUUCGUCCCUUGCUGACGCCCAGCGCGUCCCGUCCUACGACAGCUUUGAGGAGGAGUUCGGAGCGGCUCCGCUGGGUCUGAGCAAACAGGGACUGUCCUUCAAAGACUACGUUCAGGAGAGGAACGAGCCGCUGGAGCAGGGCAAACCCGUCAUCCCCGCCGCGGUGCUCGCUGGAUUCACCGGAAGUGGCCCCAUUCAGCUGUGGCAGUUCCUUCUGGAGCUGUUGACCGAUACGAACUGUCAGAGCAUCAUCAGCUGGACGGGCGACGGCUGGGAGUUCAAACUCACCGACCCCGACGAGGUGGCCCGUCGCUGGGGAAAGAGGAAGAACAAGCCGAAGAUGAACUACGAGAAGCUGAGUCGAGGCCUGCGCUACUACUACGACAAGAACAUCAUCCACAAGACGUCGGGGAAGCGUUACGUCUACCGCUUCGUCUGCGACCUGCAGAAUCUGCUGGGCUACACGGUGGAGGAGCUGCACAGCAUGCUGGGAGUCCAGCCGGACACCGAGGACUGAAGCGAGAGCCGAACCCUCUGAAGUCGCGGUGCAGACCUCUCUGAAGGUCUCUGUUUGUGUUGAACGGCCGUAGCGUUGAGCGUCUCUCGCUGCGGUUCUUCAGUCUGCGGUCAGCUGAGAACACUUUCCUCUGGAUCUGAUCAUUUGACUCUGCGUUCUCUGAACCAGGUGAUUCCUGUAAUAAUGUAGAUUAACGAAGAGGCGCGAGCCGGAAGCCUUGGACACUGAGAGAGUUUAUUUUCUGAUGUAAGGACACGGCCGGGAUUGCCUUAUCCGAGAUGUUCCUGUGUUUGAGAAUCAGCGCUUUAUUAUUGAGAACAGGUUUGAAAUCGCAUCAGGUCGCCUUUCAGAAGGAGAGAGCAUUAUUAACAAUCACUCUGAACUUUGAUUUUGCUUUGAUUUAUAUAUCAGAUAUUGAUCCUGGAUCUGCUUCUGUUUUUCCUCAUAUUCCUGUAUAUUUUGUGAGCGUUUCAGUAGAAACGAUUGUACAUGAGAUGAUGUGAUGUUUAUUUAUUUGAGAAUAUAGCUGGUCUAUGGAGGUGUAAUUAUGGACUGUUUUCGCUCAGGCCAAAGGGACGUGGAGAUUUGACGUCUGAAUGUUUACGUUUGUUUACCAAAGUUAAGGAAUCUCAGCACGGUAAACUGCAUGUUAUCUGGUGCAGAACACAAAGCCGCUGUAAUCGUCAGUGAAUGUUUGCUUUCGUUUCGCACAGCGAUGAAUGUCUCGUUCUGUUCUCACGCCACUUUCCGGAUCAGGACGACUGUUGGUCUGUAAAUUUAUGCUGUACAUUUAUCUGCGUUACUGUAGACCCAGCUGACAAAAAAUAAGGUCUGAGAACGUUUUUCUAACGUUAUGAAAACGUUAUUUCUCUCAACAUUCAAAACGUCUAUUUUUUAAAUGUUUUAAAAACGUUUUUUUUUGUUUAUGUGAGCAUUAAGGGAACAUUUAAGAUAACGCUGAAUGCACGUUCUAUUAACGUUACUGGAAGAACGUUUGUUUAACUCUGAAAGAACCUUGCCAGAACGUUCCCUGUUCUCUGGGGAGAUGAUUAUUAUUCUCAUAAUUUAUACAGAAUUAAUGUGAUGAUUCAUCACUGCAUCUGUAAGUGUUUAUAUGUGUGUAUUUGAUUGUUUUUCUAUAUACAGUUGCUCUUCAGAGCAGGAUUAUUUACAGAUGAUCUACAAACGAGAGAUUUAUUAAUAAGCUGAAGUGUUUCUAGGGAGGAUCGUCUGAAUCAUUCAGUCUUGAUUAUCAAACUUUUAUUAGUCAAACCAGUGAUAUUUGUGCCUCUGAUUUACACCGGUGGAAACAUGUUCACCAGGAAUGUGUGUGUGUGUGUGUGUGUGUGUGUGUGUGUGUGUGUGUGUGUGUGUGUGUGUGUGUCUGACUCAUGAGAAUCUGUCCAGACGUGUAUCUUUAUGUCAUUAACACACUGAACGGUUUAAUAUCUCUGUGAAACACAACAAAUAAAUUCUUGUUAAAUGA